UGUUUUAUAGAUUACAGCUGGAUAGUGGCAGUUAUUUUACAAAACAAAAUUUAAUGUGUUAAACGUUUUUCAUUUUAGAAUAGUUCGUUAAAAGCGUUCUAAAGCUUAAUUUUGAAUAAUAUUCAACGAUUAUUUCAUAAGCCAUUUUUCUAAAUAUACCAAACAGUUAUGCAAAUUGUAGCACUGAGGAUCUCAGAACGCUGGAAGUAUUCAAAUGAUUGAUUCGUAAAAACGCGGCUCAAAGUUGUUAGGGUGCUCGAAUUUUCAGAUAUCUUUCAAAGCUCAGCAGUUAAAUUCUAUCGAAAAAGCGAGGAAUCCGAAGUUUUUAAAAAAUCCGAGUUUUUAACCAGAUAUGUAGACUCGUUUGUUCUAAACAAGAAAUUGAUCAUUUGUGGCACUGGCUAAAUAAUUACCACUAGAUGCACAAUUUUCCCGUAGGUGCCGCUAUUAGGCCUACUCCCAUUCUGAGCAUCCCUCUGAUCCUGAGAGCCAUUAAUAAUUACAGUCAUUUCGAAUGAACGUUGUUUUAAGUUAGAUCGACAUUUAGAAAUAAGAACUUUAUGUAGUCAUGUAGACUUCAGUUGUUUGAUGCAAUCAAGAGCUCAGAAGAAAAAUCGAUUUUCACUUUCGACUUGAUGCACAGGAAGUUGCAUCAGUUGAUUAGUGCUGAGUAGUUGAGUUAAACAAUUAAUAGUUGACUUUUAAGUGCAAAUUUUGACUUUGCGAGCAUUGAUUUUUCGAAAUUUUCUUGUUUACAAACCUUUAUACUAACGCUACGUAUAUAGAAAAUCAUUGAAAAAAACAUUCGAUUCUUUACAAUGAAGAAUUUGGUACGGUGGAAAGCAGCACAUGUGCGUGCAUGCCGUCUCAGAUGGAACGAGCAAGAGUUUAAAAUUUACGCGCCCAUUGUUUAUCGUUGCACAUGUGCAUUCGAUUAGCUCAAAAAUAUAGCAUCAUAAUUAAAAGAUUUUUGAGAAAUUUUAAGGUUUUAGUGAAAUAUUCAUUGAUUUAUUUAUUAUUAUACGAAUUCCAGCAAAACUUUUAAGGAUUUUUUUUAUUUUUUAAAUUUACAACAUAAUAUUUAACGCCAGAUAAUAUUUAACGCGCCAGCACUAAAUUUUACUUCGGAUGUUAAUGGCAUUAUUUGCUAUAAUUUUUAUGAAUUUAGAUUUCCAUAUACCAAUACGGAAAGAGCGGCACUGAGUUCGACCUUAUGAACUGAAAAUUGAACUCUCUUUGUUGAACUGAAACCACUUCGCGAGUUCACUUCGAGUCGGAACCGCAACCAACGAACACGACGCAAAAUUUUGUCGUUCCGGCCGGAAUACUAUGAAAGGAACAUUAUAACAGAAUGUCGACCGUGUCAGCGUAAAAUUCUGUCCGUCAUUGUCAUCAUAUGGUGAGCGGCUUGGAAUGUCCGGAAACUUCCGGAUGUUAUUUACUUCCCGUGGGAAGCAACAUCCGGAAGUUUUCUUUGACCGGGAGUGUCGAAACUUUCCACCGCUCUAAUUGCAAGGCAAUGCACCGGAAGAGCAUCAUCCGGGUACAAAAUUUGAGUAUGCCUAUCAGAACUUAUAGUUUUGCGAUUGCCCAGUGGAACUCAAAGUUAAGUGACUGCCACUGAAGUGCUGUUUUGAACAAAAACUACUUAAUUUUGAGUUUAAAUAUAGGAGCGUGCCCUGAACGUGAUUCGCGGAGAAUCAAAAAUUUUUAAAUGUUUUCUUUGGCAGCACUGAACGAAAUUCACCAGAAUACAUCUCCGGAACGAUUUUCUCCAUUUUCUCCUUUUCUCGAAACAAACAAAAAAAAAAGAAACAAGCGCGAGAAUCAGACGAAGGCAGGCAAAGCAGCCGUUGAUCGGUAUUUCUCCGAGGAAGUUUAUGUUUAGUUAACAAAUUUCCUGUAUUUCUGAAGUGAAUCAAUUUGGUCGCACCCUGAUCACAAAUCACCGCCUCACGAUGGGUGUCAUGGGCUUGGUAACAUUUUUGUCCCGACUGCCGGGUGGUUGCCGAGCGGUGAAUGUUCUAGACGAAAUCCGAAACUCCGGCAAAGACGACCCGCUGAUCGUGCUCGAUUUGCUAACGCUGAUAUGCUCGCUGAGCGGCCCCAUCGAUGAGCAAAUCUACGGCUGCCGGAAUCAAUUCGCCUGGACAUACAUGACGAAGUUUUGCGAUCGGAUGCUCGAAGCCGGGGCACGGUUGGUCUUCUUCAUGGACGGCAAACUGCAGGAGGGCAAAUACAAACACUGGCUCCAAAGGCAGGACAAGCUGUACGGCGAACAUCUCAAAAAGCUGGAAAAAAUCCCGCCGGAAUGGAGGGGCAAAGAUCGCGGCAACGUUCCGGGCAACGUUUCCAAACAUGCCUUCAUCGCUGCGUUGGUGUCGGCCGCUCGGAAAAAGGGCGUUCUGAUAACGACCUACGAUGCCGAGUGCGACACGGAGAUAGCGCUUUUUGCCAAGAAGCACGAUGCCUUCGCUAUUUUUACGGGUGAUUCGGAUUUUCUUAUUUUCGAGGGUAAAUGGCGACUUUGGUCGAGCGCGGAUUUGGAUUUGGACGAAAUGAGAACAUUCGAGUGGGAUAAAGAAGUGUUAAGAACCACUUUGAAGUUGGACUGGAAUCAGAUGCCGUUUUUUGCAGUCCUGUCCGGAAACGAUAUGUACAAGAACCGCCCGUCCUUGUUGAGCACUUUCUAUAAAGUGGCCCAAAGGGUUAUCGACCUUGGGUUGCGAUCUGGUAAGGACAAAAUAACCAUAGAUUUGUAUCAGAGGAUUUACGGAAAAAGGGACGAAAACCAGAAAAACAGCAUGGAAGAUGCGCUGAAGCUGUACGACCUGAAUGUUUCGGUCAAAAAACCACUGGUCCCUGCCGAGAUGCGCCACUUUCCGAACUAUGCCAUCUGCAUUCUGCGUAACAUCCCGAACUCUAUUCGGUUGCCCUGCCUCGACCUGCGGGAUGCCGAAUACUCUCAGAUCGCGCUGCAGAUCUACCGUCGCCAGGUGGGGAUACUGUUCCGUCACCGGCCGGUUGUAUACGGUCAAACGCUUACGUCACCGAUUUUCAUCAAGCCGGGUCAUUUCGCAUCGUACAAAAUCAUCGCCGUUACACCGAUAACACCGCCGAUUGGCUUGCGAGUACCGAAGCCAGAGGAGCUGUACUCGCUGGACAGCGAAGUGUCUUCGAAUCUGGUGAUGACGAAGCUUAAAUUGCUAUGCUGGUUGACCUCCGAUACCCUGAGCGUCGAAGACGUUUUCUACAUUCAUCCCAACUACCUUCUUGAUGUUCUGACGCUGUACUUUCUUGUUGAGAACAAUCUCAUCGACGUUAUCACUGCCGACAUUAUUCUGGUGGUAAUUCACGAUUGCCUGGCCAAUACCAUUCCCCGGGUGCUGCCGUUGCUGCGGCCUCGCAUGAAUAAUCUCAAGGUGUGUCACAUCUACAACGGAUUCUACGCCCAGCUGUAUUUUUGCGCAGAAACUGUUGGCCUCCGGAAGGAACUGGAUUCCUACUUCCUGAGCAAAUUUGACGGGGUAUAUUUCAAUGCAAUCGUCGACCAGCUGCGGUACGAUUACUCUAAGGUUGAGGAAACCCUCAGUUCGCUGAGCAACUUGCGACUGUACGCUCGUCUAGCCGUUGCUGCUGGAGAUUGUUCAGUGGGUCAAGCUACAAUACAAGACCGGAUGGAGCAGUUGUCUCUACGGGAUGAUGGCGUAAAUCAGUCGACGAAAACCGACAGCAGCCAUUCAUUCGGUUAACGAAGAGAUCGUUCCAUUUUGUUUACCUUCAUUAAAACCAAAUGCAAGUUUUAGGUGAACUUUUCAUCUGCGUUCUUUUCAAAUCAAUUUUGAGAAGAAUUGAAUAGAUCAGAUUUCUUAGUUAAAUUAAAACUAACUUUAAGAAGUUUCCUCACUCCUGAACUGUAAAUUGCUCCUUUGACUGUCCACAUAAGUUUCCUUUCCACCGUCAGCUUCCCAAGUCAUAUACUGGCAUAUUAACUACAACCAAAAAUAUGAUAGUGAUAUUCGUAUACAUGUGUUUGCAUUUGCGUUUUUCAUACGUUUUUUUAAGUACGAAACAAAAAAUCAUAACAUAUGCACAAAAAAGGCACAACAAACAUUGGUGAACAUUUAAACAGUAUAAACAGAUUAAGAUUCCUAACUCUACGAACGGAGUAUAAACAAAAACGCCGGCCAUAGUAUAAUAUAAGCAAUUCUAUUUUAAUAAAGUUCUUAAAGCUUAACAUCGAAA
Uranotaenia lowii is the source of this 4245-nucleotide messenger RNA. RefSeq lists its product as uncharacterized. Lineage: Eukaryota; Metazoa; Arthropoda; Insecta; Diptera; Culicidae. Gene Ontology annotation, cellular component: nucleus. The transcript has 5 exons. Bases 1959 to 3752 code for a protein of 597 amino acids. The record is from RefSeq and is a predicted model, not a curated record.